CGGGCGUCAUCCGCGGGCGCCGCAGCCGCUGCAGCCCGGCCGGAGCGAUGAGCGCGGAUGAUGAGCUGAGCCUGCUGAUCAUCGUCCUCGACACCAACCCCAUCUGGUGGGGGAAGAGGGCCCUGGGAGAGGCUGAGCAGUUCACCCUGUCGAAAUGCAUCGAUGCAGUGAUGGUGCUGGGGAACUCCCACCUGCUCAUGAAUCGCACCAACAAACUCGCUGUAAUAGCAAGUCACACUCAGGAAAGCCGUUUCCUGUACCCUGGGAAGCGUUGGGCUGCUGCAGAUCCCUUUGGAGAGGGAGGCCCUUCCAUGGAAUCUAACUGCUCUGGCAGCAAGGAUGGAAAAUAUGAAUUAUUAACAGCAAUAAAUGAUGCAAUUGCAGAAGAGAUUAAAGACCUCAUGACAAAGACUGACAUGAAGGGCCAGCAAACAGAAACCCUGUUAGCAGGAUCACUUGCUAAAGCACUUUGUUACAUCAACAAGAUGGGCAAAGACCUAAAAGCCAAUCAAGAAAUUAAAUCAAGGAUUCUGGUCAUAAAAGCUGCAGAAGACAGCGCACUGCAAUACAUGAAUUUCAUGAAUGUGAUCUUCGCAGCACAGAAACAGAGUAUUUUGAUUGAUGCCUGUGUCUUGGACUCUGAUUCAGGUCUUCUACAACAGGUACAGACUUGCUGUUCUUUGCCAUUUAUAUUAACUCAUAAAUACUUGAUGUUAGACAAUUCAACACAUCCUUCAGCUCUUUCCUUUAAUCAAGAGUGGGUGUGGAAAUACGUUCAGUGGAUCUGUCAGUUCUGCCAUGCAGGCCUUGUGCAGUACAUGGAUAUUCUGAAUGCCCUGUUAAUGUCAUCAAAGAACAUUCUGAUCAUGGUCUCUGCUUUGCAGGCCUGUGAUAUCACGGGUGGCAUAUAUUUGAAAGUGCCCCACAUGCCAUCCCUUCUGCAGUAUUUGUUGUGGGUUUUUCUCCCUGAUCAAGAGCAGAGAUCCCAGCUCGUCCUUCCACCUCCUGUUCAUGUUGACUACAGAGCUGCCUGCUUCUGUCAUCGCAACCUCAUUGAAAUUGGCUACGUCUGCUCCGUGUGCUUGUCAAUAUUCUGCAACUUCAGUCCUAUCUGCAGUACCUGCGAGACUGCUUUCAAAAUAUCAUUGCCACCUGUCAUGAAAGCAAAGAAGAAGAAAUUAAAGGUAGCUGCAUAGCAACAUUAUGUAAAUACAUCAUUACCUCCUCCAGAAUUCCAUGAAAUGGAGCCUACUUGAGAAACUGAUGGCACUUUUUAUUGGAAAUGAAAGAGAACUGUAUGCAGUGCUAUUACUUGUUUCUUAGGGGAUAAAUUUUUAAAAUGUAUGUUUUCUAUGUAGCCUGUUAAGUAACAAAUCACUGUAUUACCAUGUAAUCUGUGCUGUUUUAAAUACUAAUUCUUUGCUGUAAGAGGAACCAGAAGUUGCAUCCUGGUAAAGAGACACAGCCUGUGAAUUUGAGGGUAUUCUGUCCACUGCAAAGUUUCACACCUCUGAGUUAUUUUCAAAGUCAAGAAAGCUUCGAUUCUUUCUGUAUGUUGGUGUAAAGUUAAGAAUGACCAUUUCCAGUUUGUAGGAUCAGAAUCACAGCACUGUGUUGUUCAGAGACUUCAGCUUCUUACUAGCAAUAUGAGCCAUCAUUUUCAAGAUGGUUUGUGAGCCACUUGAAAAAAAAAUGGUGCUAAUUGCCCUGCAUGUGCACUCACAUGUAUUCAUAUUCCUGUGACUGUACUGUCCUUGUGGUAUUUCUUUCUCAAUUUGAUAUCUCUUCAUUUGUGAAUGAAAAGGCCUCCCUCAGUUUAAAA
Messenger RNA from Melozone crissalis (California towhee), 1822 nucleotides. It is a transcript of the gene GTF2H3, whose product is annotated as general transcription factor IIH subunit 3. The transcript is spliced from 12 exons. NCBI's taxonomy places the organism in Eukaryota, Metazoa, Chordata, Aves, Passeriformes, Passerellidae. Bases 48 to 1196 code for a protein of 382 amino acids. Gene Ontology annotation, cellular component: transcription factor TFIIH holo complex; transcription factor TFIIH core complex. The record is from RefSeq and is a predicted model, not a curated record. Gene Ontology annotation, biological process: regulation of DNA-templated transcription; nucleotide-excision repair.